This is a messenger RNA of Camelus dromedarius (Arabian camel), 995 nucleotides long. It is a transcript of the gene POU1F1, whose product is annotated as POU class 1 homeobox 1. Lineage: Eukaryota; Metazoa; Chordata; Mammalia; Artiodactyla; Camelidae. Gene Ontology annotation, molecular function: DNA-binding transcription factor activity, RNA polymerase II-specific; RNA polymerase II cis-regulatory region sequence-specific DNA binding. Bases 120 to 995 code for a protein of 291 amino acids. The transcript has 6 exons. Gene Ontology annotation, biological process: regulation of transcription by RNA polymerase II. The record is from RefSeq and is a predicted model, not a curated record.
GCCUCCCUGAUGUAUAUAUGCAGGUAGUGAGAUUUGAAACGGCCCUUUGAGAUGGUAAUAUAAUAAAACUCUGACUAGGGGAGCAGCGUUUCUCCUCAUUUGUCAACUCUCUUGUGGGAAUGAGUUGCCAACCUUUUACUUCGGCUGAUACCUUUAUACCUCUGAAUUCUGAGUCUUCUGCAACUCUGCCUCUGAUAAUGCACCACAGCGCUGCCGAGUGCCUACCAGUCUCCAACCAUGCCACCAACGUGAUGUCCACAGCAACAGGACUUCAUUAUUCUGUUCCUUCCUGUCAUUAUGGGAACCAGUCAUCAACCUAUGGAGUGAUGGCAGGCAGCUUAACCCCUUGUCUUUAUAAGUUUCCCGACCAUGCCUUGAGUCAUGGCUUUCCCCCCAUGCACCAGCCUCUCCUGCCGGAGGACCCCACAGCCGCUGAUUUCAAGCAGGAGCUCAGGCGGAAAAGCAAGUUGGUGGAAGAACCAAUAGACAUGGAUUCUCCGGAAAUCCGGGAACUUGAAAAGUUUGCCAAUGAAUUUAAAGUGAGAAGAAUUAAGUUAGGCUACACCCAAACGAAUGUUGGGGAAGCCCUGGCAGCCGUGCAUGGCUCUGAGUUCAGUCAAACAACUAUCUGCCGAUUCGAAAACCUGCAGCUCAGCUUCAAAAAUGCGUGCAAACUAAAAGCAAUAUUAUCCAAGUGGCUGGAGGAAGCUGAGCAAGUAGGAGCUUUAUACAAUGAGAAAGUAGGAGCAAAUGAAAGGAAAAGGAAACGGAGAACAACUAUCAGUAUUGCUGCUAAAGACGCUCUAGAGAGACAUUUUGGAGAACAGAAUAAACCUUCCUCUCAAGAGAUCCUGCGGAUGGCUGAAGAACUGAAUCUGGAGAAAGAAGUAGUGAGGGUUUGGUUUUGCAACCGAAGGCAAAGAGAAAAACGGGUGAAAACAAGUCUGAAUCAGAGUUUAUUUACUAUUUCUAAGGAGCAUCUUGAAUGCAGAUAA